This is a messenger RNA of Microthlaspi erraticum, 300 nucleotides long. The record is from the annotation of a GenBank genome assembly. Lineage: Eukaryota; Viridiplantae; Streptophyta; Magnoliopsida; Brassicales; Brassicaceae.
AUGCUAGGACCGAGUCUUACUAUCCUCCACCAACUCCAAGAGUCCAAUCCGACUCUAACCAAGAUGCUAGGACCAAGUCUUACUAUCCUCCACCAACUCCAAGAGUUCAGCCGGACUCUAACCAAGAUGCUAGGAUCGAGUCUUACUAUCCUCCACCAACUCCAAGAGUCCAGUCCGACUCUAACCAAAAUACUAGGACUGAGUCUUACUAUCCUCCACCAACUCCAAGAGUCCAGUCCGACUCUAACACAUAUGUUAGGACCGAGUCACGCUUCUAAGACUAUGUAUAAUAAUACAUGA